This is a messenger RNA of Meleagris gallopavo (turkey), 743 nucleotides long. NCBI's taxonomy places the organism in Eukaryota, Metazoa, Chordata, Aves, Galliformes, Phasianidae. The record is from RefSeq and is a predicted model, not a curated record.
GCUGAGAGUGAAGUAGCUUCCCUGAACAGACGCAUCCAGCUGGUUGAGGAAGAGUUGGAUCGGGCUCAGGAGCGCUUGGCUACUGCCCUGCAGAAGCUGGAAGAGGCUGAGAAGGCUGCAGAUGAGAGUGAAAGAGGAAUGAAGGUCAUUGAAAAUAGAGCCCAGAAGGAUGAAGAGAAGAUGGAAAUCCAAGAGAUCCAGCUUAAAGAAGCUAAGCACAUUGCUGAAGAGGCCGACCGCAAGUAUGAAGAGGUGGCUCGUAAGCUUGUGAUCAUUGAGGGUGACCUGGAGCGGGCUGAGGAACGUGCUGAACUAUCGGAAAGCAAAUGUGCUGAGCUUGAAGAGGAGUUGAAAACUGUGACCAACAACCUGAAGUCGCUGGAGGCUCAGGCUGAGAAGUACUCACAGAAAGAAGACAAAUAUGAAGAGGAGAUUAAAGUUCUAACUGACAAACUGAAGGAGGCUGAGACCCGUGCUGAAUUUGCUGAGAGGUCAGUAACCAAGCUGGAGAAGAGCAUUGAUGAUCUAGAAGAUAAUUUUCUUUGCUUCACUUCUCCAAAGACAUCUUCAUCGGGUUGGAUAAAACAUCUUUCCAAGCUUUUGGAUGUUUCAUGGUUCACUGUCCUGUCUUCUAGCUUACUUGGCUCUAUCUUUCUAGCACCUGUUUCAGAAUAUGCUCUUUGUGCUCUAUUGUACAGAAACUCUACAUCUCUAAAUGUAAAAUAAACAUCCCAGCUGUAUUC